AAAAUAGAGGGGAAGAGAGAAGACCAGAAGAGGAAGCACCGUGGAGUUCGGCAUCAAACAGGCACCACCAAGCUUUCCUUUUCUCGUCCUUACCAACUGUUCUGUAUGUGCAACGGAUAGGGGAAAAGGAUCGAUUAGGUUAUCGAUUGGUUCCUCUAGAUUUUUUCUAUCUUAUCUCUUCAAUCGUCUGCUCCUUCUUCACUUCGACGGACCUUGGCUCUGAUCUGUGUAGAAACGAUGAAUUCUAACUUCGGAAAAGCGGGGAAUCCACAAAAGGGUUCGGUUUCUUCCAAUAAUUUCGAUUUCGACUUUGGUCUCGGCUCCGGUCUGUCGAGCAAUCGACCUCGUUCCCUCAACGAUCAGAAACUUGGACAGCACAGUUCUCCUUAUUCAUUUCCUUCUUCUUCUUCUUCUUCUACGUCUUUCUCGGCGGCGCAGUCGAAACCUGCAUCCUCUGCCUGGUCCAUGAACAAACCCGCAUGGACUCACCAGCCGGCCCCCACUCCCGCCGCACGAUCCAGCCUAGAAAAACCUACCUCUAUGGUCGGGGAUAUCUCUGGGAAGAGUUGGACCUCCGCUGCCCCUUCUGCUGCUCCUAGUGCUCGUCUUGGAAUUCCCGAAAAGAAUCCCAAUUUGUUUGGAGAUCUUGUCGGUUCGGCUCUCGGUAAGACCAGCAGCGGUAAUGUUCCUUUGAAGAAUGCUGCCCCUGCUUCCGCUAACCCACAGACAACUCCCGCAACCAGGAAUGCUUUCUCCAUGGGUAAUGUAGCCGAUUCCCUGCCGAAGACCAGUACUGCUGCUCCUGCUAAUGCUACCACUCAUAUGAGGAAUACCAGUUGGGGAUCUGGUGCAAAUUUCGGGAGUUAUUCUAUUCCCACUAACAGCGGCAGCAGUAACAUCAACAAUAAUAAUCGGAAUCUGGGGGGUCCGUCCAUGAAAAGUGCGGCUGGUCUCUCUGCAAGCUCGAAGAAGGAUCCCUUUGGAUCUCUUGUGGAUUUUGGAUCCAAACCUGCUGUUAAUAAUGUCAACUCCGCGGCCAGUAAUAAUUUUAAUGCCGGUGACGCCUAUUCAUUCGGAGUCUUCCAGGAUGCUUCUAAAUCUGGCACUCCACCAUUUCCAUCUGAUGCUUUUCCUGCUACCAAUAACAAUCCUAUGGGAUCAGCAUCCAAUUCUGGCCCUAAAAUGGAUACUUUUGGGAUUCCCACACAAGAAUUUUCUUCUCACGAGCAGUCUCAGCCACAAUCCACAGGCCUCGAUCCGCUGGAUUCUUUAAUCUCAUCUGUCUCUUCCUCUGCAGCUCCCACGCCAUCUGGUCCUGUUGAAGUUGAUGACUGGGGAAUUGGUUCAGAGUUUGGAGGGAACGAAGCUGGGUGUACAACAGAGCUUGAAGGUCUUCCUCCCCCUCCAGCUGGGGUCACUGCUUCAGGAGCAACGAAUAAGGGAUUAGACAAUUACAAACAGGGUCAGUUUGCUGAUGCCAUUAAGUGGCUCUCUUGGGCAGUUGUGCUUCUGGAGAAAGCUGGCGACACUGUUGCCAGUGUGGAGGUUCUGUCCUGUAGAGCUUCGUGUUACAAAGAAGUUGGGGAAUACAAAAAGGCCGUUGCAGACUGUUCAAAGGUGCUAGAACAUGACAGUACCAAUGUAUCCGUGCUAGUACAGCGUGCACUUCUAUAUGAGAGUACUGAAAAGUACAAACUGGGGGCCGAGGACCUGAGGGCUGUUCUAAAGCUCGAUCCCACUAAUAGGGUUGCUAAAAGUACAAUUCAUCGCUUGAAUCAGUUGGCCGGCUAGAGAACUUCUUCUGAUGAUCACAUGCUUGAUGAAAUUCCUAUGUUCCCAUUUGAUCUAGGUAGAGUUCAGGUACUUUUGGGUGGAAUAAGAAUUCGAGGACGAAUUCUUUUAAAGAAUGGGAGAAUGAUGGAAAUCCGGCCAGCAUAUGAAGAAGUCCAACCUAAGACCUAGCAUUUAAGUUUUAUCCAUAAUGCAAAUAAAGCCCUUGAUUAACAUUUUUUAGUCUUUACUAUGUAAUUUAAAGUUUAAUCCCACCCAUAGAAAUUCAAAUGUAAUCGACGGUGGAGAUAUCGUAUGAGCUUUUAGGGUUGGAACUCUUCACAUCCUUGGUGGAUUUUCGCCUCAACUCUUUUGACUCCU
Molecule: messenger RNA, 2151 nt
Organism: Macadamia integrifolia
Lineage: Eukaryota; Viridiplantae; Streptophyta; Magnoliopsida; Proteales; Proteaceae
Product: cell wall protein RBR3
Exons: 4
Coding region: 238-1791 (517 amino acids)
Molecular function (GO): protein binding
Source: RefSeq, a predicted model, not a curated record